Messenger RNA from Rasamsonia emersonii CBS 393.64, 1455 nucleotides. RefSeq lists its product as uncharacterized. Gene Ontology annotation, molecular function: transmembrane transporter activity. Gene Ontology annotation, biological process: transmembrane transport. Bases 1 to 1455 code for a protein of 484 amino acids. Lineage: Eukaryota; Fungi; Ascomycota; Eurotiomycetes; Eurotiales; Trichocomaceae. The record is from RefSeq and is a predicted model, not a curated record. The transcript is spliced from 5 exons.
AUGCCCCUGUGGAAGAAGUGGUUGCUGGCCCUCCUGCUGGGCGGCAUCACCUUCGUCGUCACCUUCGCCAGCACUGUCUUCAGCACCGCCACCGAGGCCACCGCGAUCGAGUACGGUGUGUCCGCCGAGGUCACCACGCUGGGCACCAGCCUGUUCGUCCUGGGCUUCGUCUUCGGCCCCGUCGUCUGGGGUCCCAUGAGCGAGCUGUACGGCCGCAAGACCCCGCUGCUCAUCGGCUAUGGCAUCUUCGUCGUCUUCCAGAUCCCCGUGGCCGUCGCGCAGAAUCUCGCGACCGUCAUCGUCUGUCGCUUCCUGGGCGGCGUGGGAGCGGCGGCGCCCCCGUCCAUCGUCGGCGGCUAUCUGGCCGACUUCUUCGACCCCUUGCGGCGUGGUCUCGCCGUCGCCAUCUUCACCACCUGCAACUUCCUGGGCCCGAUCGUGGGGCCCAUCAUCGGCGGCUUUGUGACCUCCAGCCAUCAUCUGGGCUGGCGUUGGAACACCUGGAUCACCAUGAUCCUGGGCGCCGGCUUUGGCACAGCGGGCCUGGUGCUGCUGCCCGAGACGUAUGCGCCUGUUCUGCUCCAGCGCAAGGCGCGCAGGAUCCGCUACGAGACUCGCAACUGGGCCAUCCACGCCAAGCUGGGCGAGUCGCCCGUCGACUGGAAGGCCAUUGUGGUCAAGUAUCUGGGCCGACCGUUCAUCAUGCUGGUGCAGGAGCCCAUCCUGUUCCUGAUGACGCUGUACACCAGUUUCAUCUACGGCUUCAUCUAUCUCCUCUUCGAGGCCUACCCGGUCAGCUUCUACAACCAGCGCGGCUACAGUCUCGGCGUGAGCGCGCUGCCAUUCAUCGCCAUCGGCAUCGGCGUCAUCGCCGGGUCGUCCUACAUCUACUACGUGACCCAGACGCGCAUGAAGCGCAGCUUCGAGCAUCACGGCAAGAUGGUCCCCGAGGAUCGACUGCGGCCCAUGAUUGUCGGCGCCGUCUUGCUCCCCAUCGGCUGUUUCUGGUUUGCCUGGACCUCCUCGCCGCAUAUCACUCCCUGGCCGCAGAUCAUUGCCGGCGUGCCCCUCGGCGCCGGUCUGCAGAUCCUCCUGCUGCAGGGGUUGGCCUACAUCAUCGACGUGUACCUGAUUCAUGCCAACUCGGCCAUGUCUGCGAAUACGAUUGUUCGUUCGUGCUUUGGCGCGGGCUUUCCCAUGUUUACCACGGCCAUGUAUCAACGAUUGGGGGUUAACUGGGCAACCAGCUUACUGGGCUUUCUCGCCAUCCUGUUCUUGCCUGUCCCGGUUUUGUUCUAUCUUUUCGGCGCCCGCAUCCGACGCAGGAGUCGAUUAUCUUGGCUUUUUUUUCAGGCCCUAACCACUCUCCUAUUAUUAAUACGUAUAAUUUCUUUCAUGGUGGGUAGAAGGAAGGCUACUGUAGCGACUAAAUGGGAUAUGAUAUGUCAUUGCUAA